Gilbertella persicaria is the source of this 641-nucleotide messenger RNA. RefSeq lists its product as uncharacterized. Gene Ontology annotation, molecular function: sequence-specific DNA binding. The transcript has a single exon. Lineage: Eukaryota; Fungi; Mucoromycota; Mucoromycetes; Mucorales; Choanephoraceae. The record is from RefSeq and is a predicted model, not a curated record. Bases 141 to 410 code for a protein of 89 amino acids.
CAUGAGUACAUUAUUUCUAUAUGAAGAUGGACAUGGCAAUGUUAUUGAAGAGAAUGGUGGUCCUGAGCCCAUAGACUACAUUGUUGAUCAGGAUGAAUUCAUUGUUAAGACUAUUGUUACUCAUAUAAAGUACUUGGGAAAUGCAGUCCCCAGUGACUUGUCCAAUGUUGUUAGAAAAGCCAAAAAAUGAAAAUAUUCAAAUUAAGGAGGCAAAACCAAAGCGAGAAUAUGUACGUUAUAAAGUCCAGGAUAAACUUACGAUUUUCGAUCUGAAGAUUGAAAAGUGUAUGGCUGCAUCAGCUACAGCAAAGCAGUUAGGCAUUCACCCUCGAACAGCUCAUGGAUGGGUUAGCCAGUAUAAUGCGUGCCCUGACAGUAUUUUUGAGAGCUGUAAAAAACGUAGUUCGUAAGUGCAUCUUAACUAAAGAACAUAAAACGACUGUGAUCAACUUCAUUGAUCCUAAUUCCUCUGCUACUGUUGUUGAAGUGAUCGAGCAUUUAUUGAAGGGAUUUCAUGAUCUUAAAGUAUUACGCAGCACUGCUAAUAACUUUAUGAGACGUGAAUGCAACCUUUCGUUGAAAAAAAAGCAGAUUUUCAUUCUAUUGAGAGAAACUAAUGUAGUGGCCAGUGACAGUUCCUG